AUGGAGAACCGUCACGCACCUCCCGGGAUUAACACUCGCUCGGAAACAGCGGCUCAGUCUGCUGCCGAUCUUGAGGUGUUGAAGGAAAUAGAUCAUAUAUAUUUCUCACCACCUUCCGAGUUUGAUGCAGCCCGGCAUGCUUUGGAGACAGCACCCUCGCCUCCGGACUGCGAAGCUAUUGAAAGGAUGUUCACCAAGUUGAAACGACAGCAACAGGUAGUAUCAGGUAAAGCUCUUCACUUGAUAUCCCAACAUCGUGAUAAUUGUGACCGCGAGUUCGCCGAAAUACAGAACAUCCGUGAACAACUAUCAGAUACCCUCGAGACUUGUAGGAAGGCCAGGGAAAGACUGAAAGCGGCAUCAGACCACUUGACUAUAUCCACCUUUGUCAUACUAGCUAAUGUCAGAAAGAGACAGAUAAUAAAACGUGUGCUGAAAUCUCUCGAACUGUUGAGAAGUCUCCGCAGCGUGGAGAAAGAUGUCGCUGAAUUAAUCACCAAAAAGGAGUACUAUGAAGCGAUUCAGUUGAUCCUGGACAGCAAAAAAGCGGCUGCGGCCCACAAGGAGUACACUUGUAUAGCAGAUUUGGCGACAAGACUUCAAGACACCUUGGAUAUGACUGAGGAAAAAUUGGAUUCCGUACUAGCGAGCAUCUGUGUUAACUUCGACGAGGUUGUUUUCAAGAAAUUAAAGAAGGCAUACGAUCUUCUUGGUAAAACGCAAGCCGCUAUGGAGCAACUGCACAUGCACUAUUCAUCAGCGGUCAAUGAAUCGGCGUUGGAAGCUGUUAAGCCUUUCUUGACUGAAGUGUCAAUAGAGAUGAAGUUUCAAGAGAUGUGUCAAGCGGUUCCUACGACUAAGGCGCCGCUGUGUUUAUUGAAUCUCUGUGAGAAUCUAUUUCUUGUGAUGCGUAGUUAUUAUCUAUUGGUGAAUUGGCAUAUAAAAAAUGAGGAAUAUUUGCCCAGCUCGGGUAAUGUAUUUGAUGUAGAGAGGAACGUCAGUCGAGAAUAUAUAAAGCAGAAGUUAAAAGCUGGAUUAGUCAGAAUCUGGCAUGACGUGCAAGCAAAAGUUUCAACGUUCUUGAAGAGUUCAGGUUUGGAAGAAUUCCCGUUUGAGAAGUUUAUUCAAAUGCUCGGUAUACUGAGGAAGUUGACUCAAGUAGCUGAAGUAUUCUGCGGGGACACAUCAGACAUGCUGACAGACUUUAUAAAGACGCAGAGUUUGUUAUAUAUCAAAAAUUAUCAUCGAGGAAGGAUGGAGGAGCUAAAGUUAUUCCUGGAGAACGAAGGAUGGGAACAGUGUCCAGUCAGAACUACCUUCAAUGUCUUGAAUUUGCAAGAGUUCAAACAGUUUAAGAAGUAUCUGAACUCCAUUAAAUCAGAUGCUGUUAAAAGCACGCAGUCGGAAACCACUUCAUCCGUCCCAUCACAAGAUGACAGUCUAUAUAUAUCGAAAUAUUUCACCGAAAAAACAUCAAGGACUCCGUUCGAGAUAUUUAGAAACGAGAACGUCACUAACGAGGAUAUUUUCGGGCUCGAACCUGAAUCCGACGAUACCGACGUUUCGGACGACGAGCCUGAUGAGCUCAGACGAGAUUUCGUCGAAGAUUCCGACCAGAUUCCGUUAAGUCCAUCCAAAGUCAAAGAAACCGUCAUAGUCACCAACACAACGCUCUCCGUGCUCAGGAACUGUGGCCAAUACCUUCAGAUAAGCAGAUAUUUACCACAACUAGCGCUAGAAGUCAUCAUGUUCAUGAAUCAGCUGUUCGAUUAUUACUUCUACGCCGUGCAUCUCUUCUUCACGUCUGAUCUAGAAGUCUCAUCAGCUACUUUAUACAGCCCAAAGUUAAAUUCAGUUUUAAAGAGAAUCACAAAUACUCUCAACAUGGCGACAGAAGACGGCUUGACCUUGGAAUGCCCAAGUAUUCCUAAUCACCUGGACAUGGGAUCCGAAGAGAAUUUACACGGCUGCAGCGAGAGAAUAGUCGCAGUUGAAAGCGUUAUAUUCCUAGCAAAGCAAUUUGAACUCUUACAACCGUAUUUAGAGUCGAUAGUUGCUCCGCACCAGCGAAUGAUAUUGGAACACUUCAAAGAGAAUACACUGGCUGUGGUGACGGAUUUACGUAUGCCGGUAUAUAUGUGUUCAGCUUCGAAGGCAGUUGAUGCGAAAUCAGCCCUGAUGGCAAUGUCUCAAGUGAGAUGGGAUGUUAAAGACGUAGCGGUGGAACACAGUCCGUACGUGGAUAUGAUUGUGAGGAAGAUCCAGGUGUUCGCUCUUCGCCUGGAGAACAUAUCAGCCAGAGUAACCCUGAACUACGAAGUCCUGAACUCAGUAUGGGCGAUGGUGUCUAAGUUUGUGGUCCAUUUGCUAGUUGAAGGCUUCUCCAAUUCCACAAAAUGCUCUAACGGAGGCAGAGGUCUAAUGCAGUUAGACUAUAGACAGCUUUUCGUCAAAUUGGAGAAAAUAUCCGGCUUGAAACCGGUUCCUUAUCAAGAAUACGUAGAUAGAUACGUGAAGGCGUAUUAUUUGCCUAGAAAUGAAUUGGAGAAUUUCGUUAGAGAGAGAACAGAGUAUUCUAAUAAGCAUCUCCUAGCUUUGGUUAGUUCUUCGUGUGAGAACAAAAGAGAUAGACAGGCUUUAACCGCGAUUAUUGAGAGCAAAGACACAAAUUAG
Danaus chrysippus (African queen) is the source of this 2673-nucleotide messenger RNA. The record is from the annotation of a GenBank genome assembly. NCBI's taxonomy places the organism in Eukaryota, Metazoa, Arthropoda, Insecta, Lepidoptera, Nymphalidae.